AAUCAACGUGUUUCGGCCACAUUGCUUUACACUGAUGCUGUGUUCGCUGAGUGGAUCCACACAUCUGCAUCCGUCCAUCAGCUCCACAUCAGCAGGCUCCGGUCAGCAGCCCCGCACCCUGCACCGCCCGCCCUCCCGCCCGGCGGGAACCCGCUGACGAAGCACCGCCCGGCUGCGCUGUAGCCCGCCCGGCGCACGGACUCUCCAGGACAAUGGCAGAGGAUUUGGGGAGGGGGGCGCCUCAGUCGUGUACCAACAACAGGUCGCAUGGAUAAUCCCGCAUCAGCAGCCAGUGUUCGGGGGGAUCAGAGCGCCGCUGUCGGCCUGAUGUGGCUGGAGAGCCGUGCGGGGCUCCACGUCCUGGCUGCGCUCUGAGGAAGAGGAGGAGGAGGAGGAGAGCGGCGUGGAGCAGGUGUAGUGUGGCUGGGGGGCUCAGCAGGAUGGAAAUAGAUGCCCGCUUUCGCUAUUAUUUCCAGCACCCAUGGUCGCGUCUCAUCGUGGCCUACCUUGUCACCUUCUUUAACUUCCUCAUCUUCGCCGAGGACCCCAUCUCUCACAGCCAGACCGAGGCCCAUAUGAUCGUGGUGGGCAACUGCUUCUCCUUCCUGUUCAACAAGUACCCAGGUCUCGGAUGGAACAUCCUGAAAGUAAUAUGCUGGACGCUGGCCACGAUCACCGGUAUGCUAGCCGGGAAGUUUAUAUUCCACCGCCGGCUCUUUGGCCGAUACCUGCGCCUGAAAAUGUUCCGCGAGGAUCAUGGCUCCUGGAUGACCAUGUUCUUCAGCGCCAUCCUCUUCAUCUUCAUCUUCUCGCACAUCUACAACCUUAUCCUGCUGGUGGUUGGGAGCAUGAGGCCUCACAUGGUGACAGAGUACAUGGGCAUCAGGAAUGAGAGCUUUAUGAAGAUUGCUGCCGUGGGGACGUGGAUGGGAGACUUUGUCACUGCUUGGAUGGUGACAGAUAUGAUGCUCCAGGAUCAGCACUAUCCAGACUGGGGCAAAGCAGCCAGGAGAUUCUGGAAACAGGGCAACAACAGGAUUGUCCUCUUCUGGGCGGUGCUCUUCUCUCUGACGUCGGUGGUGGUUCUGGUCAUCAGUACGGACUGGAUCAGCUGGGACCACCUGAACCGCGGCUUCCUGCCCAGCGAUGAGGUCUCCAGAGCCUUCCUGGCCUCCUUUAUCUUGGUCUUCGACCUUCUCAUUGUCAUGCAGGACUGGGAGUUCCCUCACUUCAUGGGCGACCUGGAUAUGAAUCUACCAGGGAUGUCAACAACGCAUGUGAAGGUCAAACUCCCCGUCUGCAAGAGUAUCUUUAAAGAGGAGUACCACAUUCACAUCACAGGCAAGUGGUUCAACUACGGAAUCAUCUUCCUCGUGCUGAUUUUGGAUCUCAACAUGUGGAAAAACCAGAUCUUCUACAAACCCUACGAAUACGGUCAGUAUGUCGGGCCUGGAGAGAAGAUCUUCACAGUGGAGGAACCGGAAACACUCAGGCACUUCAACCGCAGCACGCUCACCUACGAGUGGCGCUCCACCAACAUCAACCCCGCCACCAACCUGAGCUACGUGGAGCGGGACAUGUUCCUCCACAGCCGCUACGUCGGAGCCAGCCUGGACAUCAAGUGCCUGGCCUUCAUCCCCAGUCUGGCGGCGUUCCUCCUUUUUGGCUUCUUCAUCUGGCUCUUCGGGCGAUUUCAGGACAGUGAGACCUUCACGGAAAACCAAGACAAAUCGUACGAGAGGAUAAAGAGGAAGUCGCCGUCCGAGUACAGCAAGGAAAUGGGCGUGACACCGGAGGAAACACAAAUGACGAUGAGCGACAGUUUGAGACGAUCGGGAACGCCCAUGCUUCUGUCAGUGGACGAGCCACAUUUCGGAGCGACGCCCUCCACGAACUCGACUAUUUCCAUGGAAACCCAAGAGACGCAUCCAAGCAUUGUGAUUGACAGUGCGGACCAGGAGGAACCAGCCGUCUCUUUUGAUGUGCACAAGCUCUCUCCGUGACCUUAUGAACUCAUGAGACUUUAACUAUAUAACUGCUGAGCAAGGGAUCAACAUGUGGCUCGUCUAGAUGUUGAGUUGCUGCUUUUCUUCGGACAAGACCUCGCUGCGACAGAAAGAAGUUGAACACAACUUGUUACGAGAGUCAAGUGGAGGACAAAGUGAGAUUCACACGGCUCAUGUGACAGCUGCUGCAGUUGUAUUGAUAUAUUUUUCUAAACCAACCUUUUAAAAGUAAAGCCAGAGAAACGGCACCAAUUUCCAUAUCAGGAUGGAAAUUAAAACAGAAUGCAAAUACCUAAAUGGUGCUCACUCGAGUUUUGCAUUUUCAUAAUUCAACUUUGUCAUGGUAACUAUUUCUGUGCCUAUAUCAGAGGAGUAUUUCUCCAGUCGUAUCACGCCAGUGUUACAGAUACAGUUAGUGCCUUGAUAUGAUAUGAUUCAGACAGAAACAUAUUAUAACUGUCUAUAAUACUAUAGACGACAAAAUGGAAGAUGUCCCUGUUAUGAUCUGUUAAUGUUCUAUUUAUGCUUUCAUAUCAAACUCUAUGGACAAUUGUUACCACGUUUGAUUGUCAGAUCUUUUCAUUUUAAUUUAUUUUCACGUGGCGUCUCUCUUUCUCGAGUUUAAACGCAUCAUUCUUGUCGAAAUGAUACGAUUGAUAUGAAUGAUAUGAACAUCAAUAUAUUUGAUGAUCUAUUUAUACACCCUCGCUUGAUAUUAGUUGCAGAGAUAAUAAAUGCAAUCAGCGGAGAUCAAGUACCAAAUAAACGAGCGCAUCUCAUGAUUGCUUAUGUGGCUGCUGCACCAAGACUGAAUACCAACAGAGCGAGAAAGGUGGUUUUGCCCUUGGCAUAAACAUGCAUUUGAAGUGCGGGAGAAGGCUUUUGCUCUAAAGCUCAGGGCACCUUUAUGUCUAGAUAAACCUUGAAAGGUUUAGAAGCAGUUUUGCAGUCAUGGUUAACGCAUGGAAAAUAUUUAUUUGAAACAUCCUACUGUAAAAAAAUAAACCUCGGUUUCAAACACAACUUAAACCUGCAGCUUUAAUCUUUACACUGGCUUUAAAUGUGUUGCCGCCUUUUUAAAUUAUUUUCCUUUGGUGUGCCAUUUCUUUAAAAUACAAAUAUUUUCGUUCCAAAAAGUGUCCAGAUUGAUUUUUUUUUUCCAUAAAGUGCAAGUAUCAACUAAACUCUUACUAAACUACUAAUUUUUCCAUGUAAGUGCAUCAUGUAUAACGGCGUACUUUACAUAUAUAUCUAACCAAAGAUUCCAAAUAAUAGUUUUUAACAUAUUGUGCUGUUUACGAAAAUUUGCUAAUUUUGUAGUAUAUGUCUUAACCAUAGACUGUACAUAAAGAUGGACGGAAUGACUCCCCAAAGGUGAAGCCAAAGCGUCUCAAUCGCCACCUGGUGGCUGGCUGCAGUAUCAGCCAUAAACCCUACCUCCUCCAUGUUAAUGGUUAGGACAUCAAAUAGGUUUUUCCUCAAAGGUUUCUUUCAUUUUAGGAAGUUUUUAGUGAGUGUUCAUUUUAUCCAUUGGUUUUGUUUUAGUUAGUUAUUUGAUGCUAUAAAAAUGGGGUGAAACAUCAUGAUUGACAGCUGAGCCUGACUCGUAAUUCAAGCAUGUGGAUCGCUGCUACAUUCAUCGCUACGGCACAGAUGCUGGCUCCAAAAUGGCAGUAUUCGUAUCCGGGAUAUUGUAGCUUCAUUUCUGCAUAGUGGGAGGAUGUGGAGACAUGUCGUCCAUCUUUGUAUACAAUGUAUGGGCUUAGCCAAGUCAAAUUUUAAUUUAAAGAAAAUCGAGCCAAACAAUUGGAAAAUUAUUGAAACUACAAAAUACUUUUACUUUAUAUCACCUUACUGGUACACUAAUCUGAUCGGUGUAUAUACUCCUGAGAGUCAGAGUGGAAUGAUAUAUGCUCUUGCAUCACUCUGCAUUAUUAUACACUGUAAUGUACUGUAGUCUUUUCCCUAAAAAGAGUAACCUACUAAAAAUAACUGCUCCCAAACACCUCGGUCCUGAGAAAUAUGUUGUGCAGCAUUAUUCACUGUCAAAUUAUCCUGCUUUGUUGCUGAAGUUUCCCCACAGACGAUAUAACGUUCCCCCAACAGCACAGGGAAGAGAAGCCUGGAGUCUGCCACCAGAAUACUACAGUGUUUUACAGUGCUUGAUUAUAAUCAGUUAAUAAAUGGAUGGGCUUUAUAUACUCAAGUAAUGAUUAACAAUAAAAAUAGUAGGUUUAUGAUUUUAUAAUAAACUUGCUAAUAUGCUAAUUACUAAGAAGACUUUAAAGAUAUUUCCUGGGGUUAUGUUUUUGAUUAUCAUUGUCUAUCAUGAAAUUAAUUCCGCUGAUUUAGCUUUUACAGAUUUCAGUACAAGGUUCAAUCCAUUUUUAAAGACAACAUCUUAAUUUUAAAUGGGUGCCACCUAAUCUAGCUCUGAUUGGCCUACUGCUAUUUAUUGGAGCCAAUCAGAGCUCCUGCUGCUGCUGUUGGGGUUUGGUUUGAUUUCAUUUUUAGAUGAGAAACAGCUUAAAUAUCUUUAAUUAAUGAGACGUGUUUAAAUUGAAGCAAACCCUAAAUGGAAAUUGUAAGUGGUUGACAUUAUUUAUAAAUACUUCAAAGUUGGAAUUAGAACUGAUUUUAUUUUGGUUUAGAGAUAAAUAUGGCUUCAAAUAGCUUUUGUACACUUGUUACAUGUUUUAUAAAUUAUAAUAAAGCACUGUUAAACUGUAUAAUUAUUGCAGUGGCACUCUUCACACUCUAUACGUAAUGCUCUGUGAGGGGUGUGUGUUCAUUAUGGGGGCAUAGGCGACUAUUAGUGUAUGCAAAGAAUACUUAAUAGUACAUGGUGUGUGUGUGUGUUUGUGUGUGUGUGUGUGAGUGCACUGCAGGCUUGUGAAGUGUUUACUACAUUGUUUUUGACAAAGGCCAUUCUGUGAAGAGGUCAUUUUAUUUAGCAUAAUUGUUUUCCAGCUCUUGGUUCUGUAAUUAUCCUUUUAUACAUUACAGCCCUAUGAGGACAUUAGAUAUUAGUGUUUAACCAAAGGGCAGAACCUCUUAGGACUUGAAGAGAGUCUAAUAUACAUGUCAUGUAAUGUGUCUCGCUUAACAGUUGCUCAUUCUUUUUAUUGUGUUGACACUUUCUUUAGUUCCUGUGUGUUUGUGUUUUUUAAAGCAGACAUCUCCUUUCAGUGUUUGCUCAGUGUACUGAAUGUCUGUUGAACCUUGUGUUACCAAUAAAUUUAAUACAUUUGUUAUAUACUAUAAA
Molecule: messenger RNA, 5271 nt
Organism: Hippoglossus stenolepis (Pacific halibut)
Lineage: Eukaryota; Metazoa; Chordata; Actinopteri; Pleuronectiformes; Pleuronectidae
Gene: tmem117
Product: transmembrane protein 117
Exons: 8
Coding region: 441-2003 (520 amino acids)
Biological process (GO): intrinsic apoptotic signaling pathway in response to endoplasmic reticulum stress
Source: RefSeq, a predicted model, not a curated record